This is a messenger RNA of Hipposideros armiger (great roundleaf bat), 721 nucleotides long. RefSeq names its product killer cell lectin like receptor F2 (gene KLRF2). Gene Ontology annotation, cellular component: plasma membrane. The transcript is spliced from 6 exons. The record is from RefSeq and is a predicted model, not a curated record. Lineage: Eukaryota; Metazoa; Chordata; Mammalia; Chiroptera; Hipposideridae. The coding region runs from base 58 to 672 and encodes 204 amino acids.
GCUAGGAGAAAUAUCCAAGGCUGAAAAUAUUCUCCAUUUUACUUUUGCUCUUUUCACAUGAAAACGUUUGAGGAGAUGGAGGAUGGAGAUGGCUACAUGAUGUUGAAUCGCAAAAAUCUUUUCAAAUCCAGGCAGAGAUCUAAAGAUUUCUCCUUGUAUCCACAUUAUUAUUGUAUUAUGCUAGUAUUUGGAUGCAUUGGGAUUCUGAUUUUCAUGGUGACAGUGAUUGGCCUGAACUUUUGUGAUAAAAAAAUGGAUUUCUCACAGAAUGUAAAUGUCAGCAGCUUAGCAGAAAAUAAGCAUAUGUGCCCAAAUGACUGGCUGUUGAACCAAGGGAAGUGUUAUAAGUUUCCAACUUCUCCUAAAACUUGGAAUGAGAGUCAACGUGAUUGCACAAAACUCCAAGCACAUUUGCCAGUGAUAAACAAUUCUAAGGAGCUGGAGUUCAUACAGAAGAGUUUAAAACCUGGGUGUCCUGUUUGGAUUGGACUAUAUGUUAUAUCCCCAGGAAAACAAUGGAAGUGGAUAAAUGAACAUGAUUUUUUGAAACAAAAAAUUUUUUCAAUAAUUGGACCAACUGAUUUAAGGAGCUGUGCUGUCACAACAAGAAAUCAAGUGUAUUCCGAAGACUGUAACUCCAAAUUUAAUGGCAUUUGUCAGAGAGAUGUCUGAACAACGAACGCAAAUCUGUGCAUUUAAAUAAAGAAGUGGAAAAAAUGUG